Stegastes partitus (bicolor damselfish) is the source of this 8484-nucleotide messenger RNA. RefSeq names its product strawberry notch homolog 2b (gene sbno2b). The coding region runs from base 283 to 5103 and encodes 1606 amino acids. The record is from RefSeq and is a predicted model, not a curated record. Gene Ontology annotation, molecular function: chromatin DNA binding; histone binding. Lineage: Eukaryota; Metazoa; Chordata; Actinopteri; Pomacentridae. Gene Ontology annotation, cellular component: nucleus. Gene Ontology annotation, biological process: regulation of DNA-templated transcription. The transcript has 32 exons.
CUCGCUAUUCAAAAUGGCACCGUCUCAAUCAGGAAGUGGAGAAAACAACUACGAAGAAUAAGUUGGAUAAAAUUCCUCAUUUUCGUCGCUUUGACGCGAGUCUUCGCUCAAAAUCAGCCCGCACGCUCGAGGUUUGGAUUGAGAAUAAAGAAACGCGUUAACGGUCAUGGAGAGCUUUUCCCCUUGUUAAAAGUACUAUCUCAUACACAGCCAGCACGUGGGUGGCAGUUAGAGGGUGCAUCGUCUAAGUCGGCUGGAGGUCAUGUGUGAAGCUGUGGUCUGAUGCCCACCCUCCACUCAGCGCUGGCCAUGGACGGGGAGAACUACCUGCAUCCAGAAGGCCCUCAGCUGGACAGCAGCUUGUUCUCUGUGGCCUCCUCUAACAUGGAGAAUUCAAUAUAUGCCUCCUCUGGUUCCUGGGGAUCCUUCUCUCAGCAGGCUGGAUACAGCAUACACUGCCCUAUGCAAUCUGGAAACCAGCAAUACCACUUGAACAGCAGCACUACCACCACCACUCCAGAUAUGCACAUGGACAUGUACUCGGGAUUCUCUGACGUGGACUUUUCCAGCCUCAACCUCCCUCGGAAUGGAGAUUUCACCCAGGACCUGUCCUGCAUUGAUGACCUCUCCACAAACUCUCUGUUCUCCUCUCCGGCUGACUCACUGUCGGAGUAUGCUGAUGCCCAGUCCUUCAUCAGCACAGACAACCUAGACACAGUGCCCACGCUCUGGGACGUCAACACUAGUACCACCACCACACCAGCACAGAGCCAGUUGGAGCAGAAUGGCACCAGCAGGUUUCAAGGCUUGGCAAGUUUGGAUGAUAUAACCGCUAUUAUCAGCACACCACCUUUAGGAGGAUUCCAGGCUGCUCGAACCCAGUCAGCACCAGAGGAGGAAGAGGAUGCAGAGGAAGAGGAGACGGAGGAACUGGGACAUGUAGACACAUAUGCUGAGUACAGACCUUCCAAAUCCACUAUAGGAAUUUCCCAUCCUGACAUAGUGGUGGAAACCAACACGCUAUCCAGUGUCCCUCCUCCUGACAUCACAUACACUCUGUCUAUCCCUGAAUCAACUAUUAACAGUGGCCUGCUGUCUGCUCUGCAGCUAGAGGCUGUAAUCUAUGCCUGCCAGCAACACGAGGUGAUUCUCCAGAACAACCAGAGGGCAGGCUUCCUGAUCGGAGAUGGGGCAGGGGUCGGAAAGGGACGCACCGUGGCAGGAAUCAUCCUCGAGAACAACCUUAAGGGAAGGAAGAAAGCACUAUGGUUCAGCAUAUCCAAUGACCUGAAAUUUGAUGCAGAGAGAGAUCUCAAAGACAUAGAUGCACCGAAUAUUCCUGUGCAUGCCUUAAACAAGAUAAAGUAUGGAGACACAGCUACCUCAGAAGGAGUCCUGUUUGCAACUUACUCUGCCCUGAUUGGAGAGAGCCAGGCGGGAGGGCAGCAUCGGACGAGGAUUAAACAGAUCCUGGAUUGGUGCAAGCCAGACUUUGAUGGAGUUAUUAUUUUUGAUGAAUGCCACAAAGCCAAGAAUGCCACGUCUACGAAGAUGGGCAAGGCAGUGCUUGACCUUCAAAACAAGCUGCCACUGGCCAGAGUGGUGUAUGCCAGUGCCACAGGUGCCUCUGAGCCAAAGAACAUGAUCUAUAUGAGCCGCCUGGGAAUCUGGGGUGAGGGCACACCCUUCAGAACCUUUGAGGACUUCCUGCAUGCCAUCGAGAAGAGAGGUGUCGGGGCCAUGGAGAUUGUUGCCAUGGACAUGAAAGUAAGCGGGAUGUACAUUGCCAGACAGCUGAGCUUCUCAGGUGUGUCUUUCCGCAUCGAAGAGAUUGGACUGGACAGCGACUUCAAACUGGUCUAUAACAAAGCUGCCAAACUGUGGGCUGAGGCGUUGCAAGUGUUCAUGCGCGCAGCUGACGAGCUGGGCCUGGUCAGCAGGAAGUCUCUGUGGGGGCAGUUCUGGUCGUCUCACCAGCGCUUCUUCAAAUACCUCUGUAUCGCUGCCAAGGUCCGCUGCCUGGUGGAGCUGGCCCAAAAAGAGUUGGCGGCUGGAAAGUGCAUCGUUAUUGGGCUUCAGUCCACUGGAGAAUCUCGCACCAGAGAAGUCUUGGAUGAGAAUGAUGGGCAUCUUGACAGAUUUGUUUCUGCAGCAGAGGGAGUAUUCCAGUCCCUUGUAACGAAGCAUUUCCCUUCAGAGAAACAGAGGAGAGAAAAGGCACCUGGGAAUAAAAGAAAACGGAAGCCAAGAGGUCGCCAGACCAAGGUACCCAAGCACACAGUGGACAGCGGCGGCGUGAUCAACAUCACUGACGACAGCAGUAGCGACUCCGAAGGCAUGGACACAGACUCCAACUCCUCACCAGACUCCCUGCUCGACAACGACGACGUCAUCUUUGUGAACCACACUAGCUGCCAGACAGCCAGGAUAGAGGAGAUGAAGCAGGGCCUCCUCAACAAAAUAUCAGUACUGGGAAAAGAACUACCUCUCAAUACAUUGGAUGAGCUCAUCGAUAAGUUCGGAGGACCAGAUAAAGUCUCUGAGAUGACUGGGCGUAAAGGCCGCGUGGUGCGACGUCCUGACGGCAGCGUCCAUUAUGAGUCGCGGGCUGAGCAAGGUCUUACGAUUGACCACAUCAACAUCAAGGAGAAAGAUCGCUUCAUGAGCGGAGAGAAGUUGGUGGCUAUCAUCUCAGAGGCAGCCAGCUCUGGGAUUUCCCUGCAAGCGGAUAAGCGAGUGAAAAACCAGAGGCGCCGGGUCCACAUGACCCUGGAGCUGCCUUGGAGUGCAGACAGGGCUAUUCAGCAGUUUGGCCGAACCCAUCGGUCCAAUCAGGUGACGGCGCCGGAGUACAUCUUCCUCAUCUCAGAGUUAGCUGGGGAGAGACGUUUUGCCUCCAUUGUGGCUAAGAGACUGGAGAGCCUGGGUGCAUUAACCCACGGAGACAGAAGAGCAACUGAGUCCAGAGACCUGAGCAAGUACAACUUUGAGAAUAAGUACGGUACCAAGGCUCUCGAUAAAAUCACCAAAGCAAUUCUUGGCCACAUAGAGAACAAGGUGCCCCCUCCCAAAGGCUACCCUGGGGGUGAAGCCAUAUUCUUCAGAGAUAUGAAAGUUGGAAUGAUGGACGUGGGCAUCUUUUGUAAGGAGUCUCGCUUUGGGAUCAGUACUGAGAAAGACUGCAGCAUCACAAAGUUCCUUAAUCGCAUCCUGGGCCUGGAGGUCCACAAGCAGAACUGUCUCUUCCAGUACUUCACUGACAACUUUGACUACCUAAUUGAGAAAGAUAAGAAGGAGGGCAAAUACGACAUGGGCAUCCUAGAUCUGGCUCCAGGUAACGAUGAGAUUUAUGAAGAGAGGCAGGAAACUUUCUUGACAGUUGGAAAUCCUCAGGAUGGACAGGUUGUUCUUUAUAAGAUCAGUGUGGACAGAGGUAUGCCCUGGGACGAGGCCUACAACAGGUCGCUGAAGCUCAGUGGUCCUGAUGAGGGAUUCUACUUGUCCCUGAAGCUGCGAGGUAACCACCCAUGUGUGCUGCUAGCUGAACAAGGAAGAGGCAAAAACUUCAUCGUCUACAAGCCCAACAUCGGAAAGCAGACCCAUCCUGAGAGCCUCGACAACCUGCACCAACGUUACCGGAAGGUGACUCCUGAGGAAGCGAGGGACAGCUGGGAGAACCAGUUCACCUUCUCUUUCAAGAAGUGUAGUCACGCCAACUGGAAUGGAAAGUGUAAGAAAAUCGAGGAAGGCCAAGAGUGUCUGCAGGGCAUGCGCCUCCGUCAGUACCACAUGCUGUGCGGAGCUCUGUUGCGGGUGUGGAAGCGUGUAUCCGACGUGGUUUCUGACAUCACCAGCUCCAGCAUCCUCCAGAUUGUCCGCCUCAAAACUAAGCAGCACAACAAGCAAGUCGGCAUCAAGAUCCCAGAGAACUGUGUGGCUCGUGUGCGCGAGGAGCUGCUGCUGAUGGACGAGGAGGUGAAGAGGAGGCGAAAGGAGAAGGAGCAGCAGGCCGUGGAGCAGCGCCUGGCUGAGGAUCGCAUGCGUAAAAUGGAGCAGCAGAACAAACAUCUCCUGCAGAAUCUGUUCAGCCAGAAGUCCAUGCUCACCCAGUCCCUCGUUCAGACUCACGCCCAGAACCCCAUCCUCAAACAGAAACUGAACCAAAACGCCCUGCAAAGGACUCCGACCGGGGGCAUCUCUCAGCUGCAGAGACUGCAGCCCCAAAGCCAGUCCUCUUUACAACACCCCCAACACAACUUACCCCUGUUGUCUUUACAGAGAAAUCCAACCCAGCAAAGGACCCAUAACAACUGGCCCAACAGCUCCACCUCCUCCUCCUCCUCCUCCAUCACCACCAACCAGGGCCCUCUGACCAACACAGUUAGCCUCAAUUACUCACCGUUUUACCCGCAGUCCUUUGUAUCACCUUUUUCACAGCCGAAGAACCCGUCUCUUCCACUCCAUCAGACCUCGCUGUCUUCCAAGAACCCCCUGGACGACAUCUUGGACCUGACAGUGAGUUCACCGUCGCCCUCUCCGGACAGCACAGAGGGCGCACUGAGUCUGGACACGCUAGCGGGCAACUCUGCAGCAUUCCCAGGCGAAUUUAAUCUGGAGUCUCUCAUGUCUAACACGACGAAUGCCCAGCAGCAGAUACAGCAGCCCAUUUUACUUCAGCAACAGCAACAACAGCAGCAGCAGCAGCAGCAGCAUCUACAGGCCUCACAGCAGCAGCAGCAGCAGAACCUGUUGGCCAAUAACCACCAUGACUUGUUAGAUUUGUUUGACUUGCCCCUGUCCCCCCAGAUGCCCACACAGAAAGCCAGCCCCUCGUCCUCUUCCUCGUCCUGCUCUUCCUCUACGUCCUCCACCUCCGCCGUGUCCAACAACCUUGUUUCUCUCUUCUCCAGCCCGUCCUCCUCCCUCUUUUCCAACUCUACCUCUCGCUUCCCCGCCGCCUAUCUCCUCCCGCAGCCGGACUCUGUUUCUUUACCCAACGGCCACUGCAGCUCCGGCGCUCUCGACGUUCGCGAGGCUCUGAACAGCAUGCUGCAGGCCGGGCCGGACCGCAAGUCUGUCAUCCAGUACCGGCAGCAAGACUAGCAGCUUUGAACGGCAACAGCUAGUCGGGACUUUGUUUAUCUUUGGGUAUUUUUUAUUUUAUUUUUGUCUUUUAAAGCAGAUCGCGUCUUGUUUGCUGCUGUCUACGAUCGCACCCUUGGACCUGCUCCCUCUCCCCUCAGGGCGUAUAGUCAAGUCACUGCCUGUCCUGCGCUGGGCUCACCCUUCUCUUUAUCCACCUGUAGCGUUCACCUGCUUGAGGCUGUCGAGGUGAUGUCGGAGCUCGAUCAAUAUCAGAUUUCUACACCAAAGUGUGUCCUCCACAGUAAAAGGCAGCUGUUUGAAAAAAAAUAAAUGAAUAAAUUAAAGGAAGUGGAAGAAGAAGAAAAAAAGAAAACAAAAAAAAAAAACACGCGAUAACUGUAUUCUAUCGAACACACGAGCUGUCGAAACACAAGCUCAUCGACGAGGUGUGGAAAUCUUUUAACAAAACCUCCCGCUGCUGAUUUUUACGAGGUAUGAUUGGUGAAGUUGCUGGAAGCUCUACAUGACUUUCACCAGUUAAAACCACAUCUUUAGACUUUGCUUUACUGUUACUUCGCUUCAUGGCAGAAAAAAAAAUGAAAAAACUGUAUGCAAGGCUUGGUUUGAGUGAAACGAGACAUAGUGUUGAACUGGAAGACGAGAGCAAAAAAACACAUGAAAUCUUUUAGCUGAUUAGCCAUGAAAUGCCUCAGUUGUCGUUUCUUUUUUUGUUUUUUUUCUCUCUUCUACAUGCUCCCUCUUGUUUCUCUCCCUGCUUGUAUGAACACUAGUGUGAGGAAAAAGGGAGAGGAAGAGCAGUCUGCUGUUGCAAACAGUGCCUUUUGGAGAAAUCUAUAAAUGCAGUCUUUAGAAUCCAUGUAGCCUAAUGUAUAGAUUUGUACUCUUGAGCGUUGAUUUUAAUUUUAAUUUAAUAUGGUAUAUUUGUAUUUAACUUUUAGCCCCUUCAGUCAGUGAGUCAGUCAGUUAGUUGUUGUUUGCGUUACUCUCCGCUGGUGUUGGGUUUCAGGAAGACAUUUAGCCUGUAUAUGCUUGUCUGCUCCUAAAAGAAGAGCGACGUCCUUUGUUUGUGUCCUCUCUGUCGCAGGUUAGAUGACCGUGUUCGAGGCGAUCGGACAGAUUGUUAAGCAGCACGGAUAGAAAACUGUGUCCAAAAAUCUAUACCCAGUUUCCCUGUUUUUUUUUUUUGUUUUUUUAAGCUGACAGUAGAGUUUUGGUGAUGUGACUCCUGUUUUGUUUUGAUUUGAAAUUCCUCAGGAAAGUCUUGAGUGUUUUUUUUUUCUUUCUGGUGUGUGUGUGUGUGUAUACGUGUCAUUUUGACCAACGUAGAUAUCAAACAUUUGUUUUCAGUCUUCAGAAUUUCACAUUUUUAAUUGAGGUUUUAAAAAAAAGCCCCGUCGGGAAAAAAAAAAAAAAGUCUCGGACAAAAGGUUCCAGAGGAGUUGAACCGAUCACAAAUAUCUGACUGUUUCCAUUUCAGGCGUCCGUGCUGUAAAAACCUUUCAAAAGACGUGGACUCGUGAUGUUCACCGUAUGAUAUUUACAAACCUGUGAGAUCUGGCCAUCUUUGUGUGAAGACGAUGCACUGUAGUUGGUUCGUGACAACAUGCCGGGUGAAGUUCAAGCGAUCAAAAAGCAAUAAAACAUUAUUCCACACUUGUUCUGAAACAGACAUGCCUACGUACUGUUUACGCUCAACAGGCAAAGCUUUGUGGUUACCUUUGCAUGGUAUGAAUCUUCUUUUUUUUUCUGUUGCUUAAUAGUCUUUUAGUCAAACACAUUCUGAAACGCAUACAAACCAUUGUAAAGUACGUUUUUUCACAGGACGCAAUGCGUUCUGGAUGUUUUAGUCAUCGUUAUUAUAAAAGUUAUUGUUAUUUAUAUUUAAGGGAUAUUUAGAUUUUAGAUACGUUAUCUUGCUUAUUAUAAUAGUUAACGACAUGUUUGGUCAGGGAAGUUACUAGUUUUCAAGAUUGCUAUAGUAAUAAUAAUAAAAAAAACAAAAAGUUCUAUUAUAACCUGCCACCAAAUAAGAUUGCACUGUUCUGUACUGCUGUACAGUGUCUGGAUUUGUUUCUGCUCCUUUCAGUUUUGCUUUCCUCAAGUAGAAUUGUUUCUCCAACUCGUAGACCUUCGGCCAGGCCUUCAGUUCGCAGAGAGAUACCAAAGUAUUCCACAGACACCCCUAAAGUUACUGGUUCUAAGAUAUCAGACCUUUUAUCAAUCUCAGGAAGAAACCUACAAGCGGUGUAACGUCGGGGCGUUAGCAGAAAUAUAUCAUUUCCCCUUAUAACAGCGGUGAAACUAAUGAAUACAUGUGCUAUUUUUUUUUUUGUUUUUUCUUAACUCUGUGCUGUGACUCUUGCUGUAUUUAUGUUUUAGACUUAAUGUGAUGGGUUUGUUGUUUGUCCUUGUGAAAAUGUCAGUGAUUCUAAAUGUUUAUGCCUUCUUAGGGCAACGAUGAAAGGCUGUUUCUGUUGAAGAAGCAUUAUGUUUUCUGUGGACAGGUUUUUUUUUUUUUGUUUUUGUCUUGCAGUUGUUGGACAGUUCAUUCACGCUGACAGAUUUUUGAGUCGCACCCGAAUUAUGCUGAAAUGUGCAAUUGAUCUGUCCAAGCCUUCCCAACAGAUUCACAACAGGUUUUAGGAUCAGACCGACUCACUCACAGUAUUUCUUGUUAAUUCUCCACCACAGCAUGUUUUCCUCGUUCGUUUUGCUUUGAAUAUUCCUCAUCAGGCACAUUCCGAGACGUCAGUCUGCAAAAGUUUUGCCUUUUGAUUUUGUGUUUUAUGAUCACAAAAAUAAAGCUUUAUGCAUUUGAGGGAUAUGGACAGCAAUGUUAGGAAAAAAAAGCUUUUUUUUUUUUGUUAGGAUUCUUUUAUUUGUGUAGCUAGGCCUUUAAUCAUUUUAUCAUUUUGCACUAAGAAUGGCAUAAUCAAGUUACUGUUAUCUUGUUGGUUAUGAUUGAGCGUUGCAAGCUUGUUGUGUUUCUGUUCUUUGAUGGAUUGCUCUAUGUAUACUGUAACCAUCUUUCUCGUUUCUCCACCAUUUGCAUAUUAUAUAAAUGUUAUCACUCUCAAAUAAUUUAUUGCUAACAAAAAAAAUGAAACAAAAAACAUGCUACUGAUUGUAUGUAUUUUUAAACAAAGCCUAUUUUUUCUGUAAAAAAAAAGAAAAAAAAAGAAAACUGUGUUCAGCACUUUUAUUCUGGGUUGUGCUUUUGUUUUCUAUAUAUUUAUAAUUUAGAUCCAAAUGUAUAUAUUGUAAAAUUUGUGCCUUUCGACUAAUUCUUUAAAAAGGUUUUCUACUCAUUAAAGGAAGGACUAUAUGAAAUUGCAAUCUUAACUUUGUAAACAAAUAAAAACUUGAAGAUUGCUGAAA